AAGAAGCGAUAGAGGAGAAGGAGACAGCGGGAGAGAAGGCAUGUCACCUUUUCCUGCACCAAAUAAUGGUGAAGGCCAUUAGCCCACGUACCGACACGACGCGGAGCUCCGGUGCAGCCAUAAAUAGGGGGUGAUCUCUUCUCCCACUCCCCCCAUCUCCCCUUCCGCUUCCACACGUUGAUCUCUUCUCUCCUGUUCCUGUCUCCUUCGCUCGAUCAUUUCUCUUGCCACGCCUUGUUUAAUUUCCCUUUCUCCCUUUUCCUCCUCAUUUCAAGCUGAGAUACUUUCUGUACUCAUUCAUCUUAAAGGGAUAACCACACACACAUUUCCUUGUUCAUCCGCUCCUCUCUCUCUCUCUCCAUGGAAGUGGAAUUAGAGGCCUAUGAUCUUAACCUGGAGCUAGCACUGCAGCCGAUGUCUCCGCCUGAGCCACAACGGUUCUUCUCCUGCCACUACUGCAACAGGAAGUUCUACAGCUCACAAGCGCUGGGCGGCCACCAGAACGCUCACAAGCUGGAGAGAAGCCUUGCGAAAAGGAGAAGGGAGAUGCCCACCGCAGUCGGCCCGCAUGCCGGCAUGAGUCUUGCGGGAGUUGGUGAUGGCUCGGCCUUUGGCCGGCAUAGCAUGGUGGAGUUCAUGAAAGAACACUACUCCCGCCAUGAUGUCGGUCUCGGAAAGGUGACGACCGUAGCUUGGAGGGAGACCACCGAGCAGAAAUGGUGGGGGUUUUACGGACCUUUGGAGGACAAAGGCAAGACUGCGGAGGAGAUAGACUUGUCGCUGAAACUAUGAAUCCUACUCGCAGCUUUUUCCGUCUUCUGCUUCUGCUCUAAAUCGACAGGUCCACAAGAGUUCUCGAGCUGGGUUUUCUCAUGUCCUUGGACGUCUACGAGUACCAUAAUAUGCUCUCUUUCUCUCAGUAAAUGGAUAUUCUUGCAGUGUCAAUGGUUUGAUAGCAAUGAUUAGAGUCCUUUUGCAUAGACAAUGUAGAUUCCUAGUACCAAAA
Molecule: messenger RNA, 1006 nt
Organism: Musa acuminata subsp. malaccensis (wild Malaysian banana)
Lineage: Eukaryota; Viridiplantae; Streptophyta; Magnoliopsida; Zingiberales; Musaceae
Product: zinc finger protein 4-like
Biological process (GO): negative regulation of abscisic acid-activated signaling pathway
Source: RefSeq, a predicted model, not a curated record